AUGGUUGACCUGGUGCAGUUUGUGCUGCGCAGCAGCUACUACUACGGCCGGCUGAUUGGCGUGAUCAACUUCGAGAUUGACCUGGAGACGGGUGAGCCCCGACUGACGAGACGCGCGACACUCUGGGCGAUUGCCAUCAACGUGUUGACCUUCAGCCUGGUGCCGCUGUUGAUCAGCAGUCGGGUGUGGCAAGUCUUCCUGGUGCACGCCAACAGUCUGCAUCAGUAUGUGUUCCUGGUGAUGAUCUUCUUUCGGGUCAGCUGUGUGUUUGUGACUGUCCUCAGCCGCUGGUGGCAACGGCAGCAACUCGUGCGUCUGCUGCGCAGCUAUCGCCGGCUGACAAUGAAGCAGCCCCACGUGGUGCGACUGUGGCGCCGCGGUGUCAUUGCCAAAGGGAUUACCAGCUUUUCGGUGGAGAGCAUUCACAUAUUCUUGGGCGUGUAUGGUGUGCGAGAUAUGCUAACGCCCACCAUAGCACUGAGCGUGUUUCUCAUCUAUCUGAUCAUUAGCUGGAUGAAUAUUAUCCUCGCCCAGUAUUUCUUCAGUUUGCUAAACGUGCAUGGACACUACUUGCUCAUGAAUGAGGAGCUGCGCCGGAUUGUGGCUGAAACGCAUUUGCUGAAGCUGCUGGAUCAUGGCAAGAGCCUGCGCCAGCUAAAAUACUGCGCCCUGGCCGAUCGCCUGGACAGCGUGGCGCUGCUCCAGUCACAGCUCCAGAGCCUGGUGCGGCGCUUGACCCAAAUCUUUGGCCCGCAGACUCUAUGCAUUUACAUCACCUUUAAUGCCACCUUGAUCUCGGGUACUUACUAUGCCUUUUCGGCCAUCAGGUACAGCGUUGACAUCGACUGGACGAGCGCUAAAACUAUAUUGACCAUAUGCGGCGCCAUCCUCUAUAUGACUGACUCGCACUUGACCUACUCCAUUACAAGCUAUGUGGAAAUUGUCUACAAGGAGAUGUCGAAAAUCAUUGCACAGUAUCCAACGUUUGCCCAAGAUGUGGACAGGCGUCUAAUCACAGCGUUUGAGAACCUUAAAAUGCAAUUGGUAAGCAAUCCACAAAAACUCUCUGUAAUGGGCCUAUAUAAUUUGGAACGUACUACGGUCUUGGGCAUUUUCAGCUCCGUAAUAUCGCAUUCAUUAAUCCUCAUACAAUAUGAUAUAAAACACUACAACGCAGGCUAA
This is a messenger RNA of Drosophila arizonae, 1182 nucleotides long. RefSeq names its product putative gustatory receptor 59d. Gene Ontology annotation, biological process: sensory perception of taste. The record is from RefSeq and is a predicted model, not a curated record. Gene Ontology annotation, cellular component: membrane. NCBI's taxonomy places the organism in Eukaryota, Metazoa, Arthropoda, Insecta, Diptera, Drosophilidae.